AUGACUACGAACAGGCAAAGGACGCUGAUCAUCCAUGAUGCUUCGAAACAGCUCAGUAUUUCUCUUAGGAGCAUGGUGGUUCAGUUAUCGCUCAGCUAUGGUAGCAUCAUCAAGCUUCUUGUGAUCACUGAAGCUUUUACAGAGAAACAUAGAUUUCAAGCUAAGAGAUGUGGCCUCGUGCUAAAAUCCAAGACGCAUUCAAGUGCAACGAUUAACAAACACAAGGCAGAUAUCAAAGAAGAAAUUUACAAGACACUUGUCAGAUACUCAACCUCACUGGAGUUUAAAGAGAUGUUGGUUGCUGCAGAUAUGUUACAGGUUGAAUUUGGGAUCACGGUAGAAGCCGGCAUGCUGAAAGAAGUAGCAGUCGAAUACGCUAAAAGUUACCAGGCCACGCAUGUAGUUCUUGGAAGAAACACAAGGCCAUGGUAUAGACAGAAGAUGAACUUCACUUAUGCUGAGCUGCAGAUUGCAACAAAUGGCUUCUGCUCUCAGAACUUGAUGUCGGAUCAUGGAAGCAAAACCUAUCUCGGAUUGUUGAACGAUCAGAGGAAAAUUCUGAUCAGGGAGACCCCUUCAGUAACAAUGGGAGAGGAAGAUUAUCAGAGAGAGGUUCGGAUGCUGGAGGGAGUUAGGCAUUCGAAUGUGGCGUUGCUCAUAGGGUCGUGCUCAGAGGGACCAAACAGAUUCCUCGUGUAUGAGUACAUCUGCAACGGUUCUCUCAACACACAUCUAUCUGAUGGAAACAAGAAGAUGACAUGGGAAAUACGAAUAAACAUAGCAUACGGUGCAGCUAAAGGGUUGGCAUACUUGCACGAAGAAGGAAUCUAUGGAAGCAUGAGGCCAAGCAACAUCCUUGUAACACAUGAUUUUCAACCGAUGCUGUCGUACUACGGAUUUAUGAAUGAAUACGAGACGUUAGGAGAGCGGUCAGCCAUGAAGACUUAUGAACACUUGGCACCAGAGUACGAUGAAACUGGGAAAGAAGUGAGUAAAGCUGAUGUGUUUGCGUUUGGCAUGGUGCUUCUCGAGCUGAUCACAGGGAGAAAGACGAUAGAAGACACCGAUGGCCAAAGCUACUUGAGAUGGGCGAGGCCGCUGCUAAGGCAAAAGAAAUACACAGAACUAACAGAUCCAACGCUGAAAGAUAGCCCCGAUGUUUACCAGCUCUACUGGUUGGUUCGCAUGGCUGAUAAAUGCCUCAGCUUGGAUCCCAAUAGUAGAUACUCAAUCAACAAGGUUGUGAAAGCAUUGUCGGACGUUAUAAAUCGCUGUGGUGUUGAAGAAUUCUCUCCUACUGAAUCUGAAUUGUGAGAAUUUGGUGUAUUAAUGUUCUACCUUUUGAGAGAUAAGUCAUGCUUGAUGAUAC
Messenger RNA from Salvia hispanica, 1369 nucleotides. NCBI's taxonomy places the organism in Eukaryota, Viridiplantae, Streptophyta, Magnoliopsida, Lamiales, Lamiaceae. The record is from RefSeq and is a predicted model, not a curated record.